GAUCAUGCCUUUAAUAAGGUUGACUUUCUGGCUUAGAUUCAGCAGCAACAUUUUCUACUCUUUGUUGAAAUCAUGACUUAAUUCUAUCAUAGCUGAUUCCUUUAUGCCACUUCCAUUUUCAUCAAAGCUAUAAACUUCACAUUAAGAGACAGAAAACUUGUAUACUCCCAAAAACAAAUAAAUAAAACAAAAGUAAACUAGUAACCACCACUAUUUCCAGUGAAUAUUUCUUAAGAACAAAAGCAUAUGAAUGAUCCAUUCUGAGGCAAAGGUAUGAGCAACCAUUCAAAAGUGACUGAGUUUAUUCUUCUGGGAUUCAGCAAUCAUCCAGAGCUACAAUCUCUUCUUUUCAUGAUGUUUCUAGUCAUCUAUAUUAUCACUGUGUUGGGAAAUCUUGGCAUGAUCCUAUUAAUCAAGAUUGACUCACGUCUUCACACUCCAAUGUACUUUUUUCUCAGUAACUUGUCCCUUGUUGACUUCUGUUAUUCUUCUGUUAUUGCCCCUAAUAUGCUGGUGAAUUUCUGGGUGGAGAAUCCAGUCAUUUCAUUUAAUGAAUGUGCCACACAGUUCUUCUUUUUUGGUUCCUUUGCUGGUAUUGAAGGGUUCCUGUUGGCCGUGAUGGCCUAUGACCGGUAUGUGGCCAUCUGCAAGCCUCUUCUCUACACAGUUACUAUGUCUCCCCGUCUUAAUGUCCUUCUGGUGUUGGCCACGUAUCUUGCAGGCUUUAUAAAUGCUUCCAUUCACACUGGCUUCACCUUCCAACUGUCUUUCUGCCAUUCAAACGUCAUCAAUCACUUUUUCUGUGACACUCCACCCCUCCUGAAACUCUCUUGCUCUGACACACAUAUCAAUGAGGUUGUCAUUUUUGCUUUCGCCAGUUUUAAUGAGUUGAGCUGCCUUCUGACUAUUCUCAUUUCUUAUCUCUACAUCCUCAUUGCCAUCUUGAGGAUCCAUUCUGCCGAGGGAAGGCACAAAGCCUUCUCUACCUGUGCAUCCCACUUGAUGGUGGUUACCAUCUUCUUUGGCACAAUCCUGUUCAUGUAUCUGCGUCCCAGCUCCAGCUACUCAAUGGAUCAAGACAAAGUGGUGUCUGUGUUUUAUACAGUGGUCAUCCCCAUGUUAAAUCCUCUCAUCUAUAGUCUUAGAAACAAGGAGGUCAAAGCUUCUUUAGGAAAAAUUUUUAAAACAACCUCUUUUCACUUCUGUACUUAGAAUCACAAAGCAUGGGAUGUUAGCACACUGAGAGAACACAAAAAUAACCAAGUUUACCUUCAUUCACCCUGGCUCCAUUGCAUUCUACGAUGAAGUUUAUUUUAUUUUUUUCUGAUAGUGGACCAAAUGUCCCAGGCAUCAUGGGGAACGUGAUUAUUCUGUAUAAAUUCCACUUAUUUCACUGAAUCUAUGUGCUUGAAAAUAACCCAAUGUCCCUACUCAGAGGUGUAAAGCCCAGUAAAAAUGUAGGUGGGACAAAGAAAGAUUGAGUGGUGGGAGGAAUGACUCCAUUUUUGUCUUUGUUUGUUGACUAUAAUUAGAUGGUGGUGUUUGUAACUCAAGAGAACAGGUGAUAAGGAGUAGGCCAAGCCAGAAUAUGAUCAGAGAACUAAAACCAGGCUUAGUGACUGCCUCUUAUCCCUAACAAACCAGAGAACAAUACCAGAACUUAAUCCCAAUAUAGGUGCCAAAGUCAAGCGUUUUUAACCUGGACAAGUAAUCUAGACUGCUGAGGGAAUAAUGGGAACAAGUUGCUGUGUAAAUAUAAGGGGGAAUCACAGAACAAGAAAUAAAGUUGAUGGAGCAGAAGUUUCUGGGACUUAGCAGAGACAUUCUUUGUAAUUCUUGAAGACACAGUGUCAUGUUGUUUGAUCUUUGAAUGAGUAAGCAGUUUAAGUUUAAAGAGCUAGGGCAAGUUGGACAUUCUUUCCCUAAUGCCUUAGCAAAUAACAACACACAUAUUUAUUUGACCGCUACUUUCAAUUUAAUUGGCACAAAUUUAAAGCUUUCAGUUGGUCUAACUGGUAUUUUCAUAACUGGGUUAUCUCCCCAGUAGGACUAGAUUUUCUUACAGAAAAUGACCACAGACAUGUCAACGGAAAAUGUUUUAAACUGUGCGGGAUUGGGUUUAAUAUGCUAGGUGUGAUCCUAGCAUAACCCUUUGUCAUCGAAAGACUAGUGUAUCCUAGUGUAAAAGCAGCCACUUAAAAAAGACCAAGUAAUAAUUUUGCUUUCAGAUACUGCCUAUGAUUUUUGAUAAGAUCUAAACAUUUAACCUUCCCUUAUUCUGCUUUUCAGACAUUGAAUAUUAAAAACAUAUUUUUGGUUAUCAAAUGGUUCUUGUUCACCUCAUUAUUUUUUCAGGAGACCUUCUCAUAUUUUAAGACACAACACAUGUAGUAUCUCCUCUAUGAUUCCCCUGACCCUCUGUUGUCCCUCCCAAAGCAGACCCACGCCCAUUUCUGUGAUUUUAGAGAUAUUGCAACUUUAAUCAAGUUCUUACAGAAAAAUAAUGAAAUACAUUGUAAUGUUUCCUGACAUAGAUAAAGCUCUUUAAGAAAAAAAAGUUUUUAUAUUUACCUUCAUAUCUCCAUGGCUCUGAAAUAAACCAUCAAUAAAAGUUUUAAAAUUAAGAAAGGGUCAUUGCAGUUUAAGGUGCAGGGUGCUGGAAGACAAACUGUUGCUUCUGGCAUCUGAAAUGUAGACUAUCCAGUAACCACAAUUUUAAAAAGUCAGUGUUAGAAAACUUUUGGAUCUGUUUGAUAAUGUUUUAUUCUUUU
Phyllostomus discolor (pale spear-nosed bat) is the source of this 2771-nucleotide messenger RNA. RefSeq names its product olfactory receptor 1020-like. The transcript has 2 exons. Gene Ontology annotation, biological process: sensory perception of smell; G protein-coupled receptor signaling pathway. The record is from RefSeq and is a predicted model, not a curated record. The coding region runs from base 274 to 1212 and encodes 312 amino acids. Lineage: Eukaryota; Metazoa; Chordata; Mammalia; Chiroptera; Phyllostomidae. Gene Ontology annotation, molecular function: olfactory receptor activity; G protein-coupled receptor activity; odorant binding. Gene Ontology annotation, cellular component: membrane.